AUGCGCUCAACACUAUCAGUCCUCAGUCGCAACAGCGCGGCAUCCGCCCUACGCACACCUCUUCGCGCCUCAACACCGUUGUCUCAGCGCAUACUCACAUCCACCACCGCCCGUACAAUCUCAACGACCACGCCACGCCGCGAAGGUCCUAAUGUCACCUCACGCGAGACUAUUUUACCUCAAACUCAUUAUGAUCUCUUUCCCUCGCUAGGACCCGAUGCGCUUCCGCCGAAAGGUCCUUUCGCCCUCGAUCUCGGCCUCCUACGCAAGGAAUUCCUCCAACUACAAGCCAAAGCCCACCCAGACCUGGCACCUCAAGAAAAGAAACGUCAAGCUGAAGCUCUAAGUUCGCGCAUCAAUGAGGCAUACAAGACACUUCAGAACCCUUUGUUACGGGCACAGUACCUACUUCAGAUGAGAGGAAUUGACGUCGCUGGCGACGAAACAGCAAAGGUCGAGGAUCCCGAGCUGUUGAUGGAGGUCUUGGAAACGAGGGAGAUUAUUGAGGAGGCUGCAACCGAAGAGGAGCUUCAGCCGUUGAAGGAGUUGAAUGAGAGGAGAAUUGCUGCUAGCGUCGGUGUGCUAGAAGAAGCAUUCCAGAAGGAUGAUAUGCAGGCCGCCAAGGAAGAGGCUGUCAAGUUGAGAUAUUGGAUCAACAUUAGGGAGAGUGUUGAUGCUUUUGAACCUGGCAAGCCUGUCGUUCUGAUCCACUAG
Messenger RNA from Aureobasidium melanogenum CBS 110374, 714 nucleotides. Its product is annotated as Co-chaperone Hsc20. The record is from RefSeq and is a predicted model, not a curated record. Gene Ontology annotation, cellular component: mitochondrion. Bases 1 to 714 code for a protein of 237 amino acids. Lineage: Eukaryota; Fungi; Ascomycota; Dothideomycetes; Dothideales; Saccotheciaceae. The transcript has a single exon. Gene Ontology annotation, molecular function: ATPase activator activity; protein-folding chaperone binding. Gene Ontology annotation, biological process: protein complex oligomerization; [2Fe-2S] cluster assembly.